UCGUACGUAAUGGAACAGUAUAUAGGAUCGAAAAUAUAAAGCAUAUAUGGGAAAUUGUCACGUGGAAAGAGCUCUCUCUGUCUAUCAUAAAUAGCCUUCACCAUUUUUAUUAUUUUAACCUGUAGUGCAGUUGUAGAUUUAACAGUCUCUGCUUAGCUUUCAAGCUUUUCAAGGUCUAGGGUGAGCCAACCUGGAUUUGUAAGUAUUUCAGAACGGAUAGCGAUGGAAGGUGGUGAGAAUGAGAAUGGGGGUAAGAAGAGGGGAUGCGGUUGCAGCAAGCAAGAUUUCUUGCCAGAAGAGUCAUUUCAGAGUUGUAGAAGCUAUUUGAAUGCAUUGUGUAACACUAAAUCUAGGCUUAGAGACCGGCUGCUGGCACGUUCCGCGGACCAUAUGGAACUACAUGAAAUACGUGGUCGUAGCCAGCAUGAAAUGAAGAAAAGGUUGAAUUGGUGGGACAUAAUUUGGUUUGGGAUUGGAGCUGUGAUGGGUUCAGGAAUAUUUGUCCUCACUGGGGAAGCCGCUAGAAAUCAUUCUGGGCCAGCAGUCGUGGUUUCGUAUCUUAUUUCAGGUAUGACUGCGCUGCUUUCGGUUUUGUGCUACACUGAAUUCUGUGUGGAACUACCGGUUGCGGGAGGCUCAUUUACAUAUCUUAGAGUAGAGCUGGGUGAUUUCGUUGCUUAUAUUGCUGCUGGGAACAUUCUGUUUGAGUACGUGGUUGCUGGUGCUAGUGUGGCAAGGUCCUGGACUUCCUAUCUCGCUACUUUGUUCAACCAUGACCCCAAUAGUUUCCGCUUCCAUGCUUCAUCCUUUCCCGAAGACUACAGCCAUUUAGACCCUAUUGCAGCAGUUGUCUCACUGCUCAUCUGCAUUGCCGCAUGUAUGAGCACCAAAGGGUCCUCAAGGUUCAAUUCCAUUGCCACCAUUGUCCAUCUACUAGUUUUGCUUUUCAUUCUCAUUGUUGGUUUGACCAAAGCUAACCCCCAACAUUUUUCCAACUUUGCCCCUAAUGGCAUCCGUGGUAUUCUGAAAGCUUCAUCUAUUCUCUUCUUUGCUUAUGUGGGAUUUGAUGGAGUGGCAACCCUUGGAGAAGAGGUUAAGAACCCGGGUCGAGAUAUCCCAAUCGGCUUAAUAGGCUCGAUGUUGAUUAUAAUACUACUGUAUUGCCUUCUCUCAGCAACAUUGAUUUUGAUCCAACCCUACUACCAAAUUGAUGUGAAUGCGCCAUUUACUUUGGCAUUCCAAGCCAUAGGCCUGAAAUGGGCUAAAUAUAUUGUUGCUUUAGGUGCAUUGAAGGGCAUGACCACGGUCUUGCUAGCCAACAUACUUGGACAAGCUCGGUAUUUCACUCACAUAGGGCGCACUCAUUUGGCACCACCCUUCCUUGCAACCAUUAACGAGAAAACAAGAACACCAGUUAACGCCACAGUCGUCAUGACCCUCCUAAACUCCAUCGUAGGAUUCUUCACAAGUCUUGACGUGCUGGCAAACCUUCUUUCCUUGACAACACUGUUGAUUUUCUCACUGGUUGCAUUGGCGCUUUUGGUUAGACGUUACUAUGUGGGAGGUGAGACAACAAGCUCCAACAGAAACAAGCUGAUCCUGUUCUUGAUGUUGAUGGUAGGAUCCUCAAUUGCUACUGCUGUAUAUUGGGCGAUUGGGAAAAAUGGAUGGAUCGGAUAUGCAGUGACUGUCCCCAUUUGGUUCAUAGCUACACUUGGGCUAAAUCUGAUGGUGAAGGAAGCAAAGAAACCUAAGUUGUGGGGAGUGCCAUUAGUGCCUUGGCUACCAUCAGCUUCUUUUGCCACUAACGUUUUUAUCAUGGCUUCAGUUGAUGGGGCAUCAUAUGUGCGAUUUGGAAUCUGGACAUUGCUAUUGCUGGUCUAUUAUGUUUUCAUUGCACUACAUGCUUCAUAUGAUGCAGCUAAGGAGACUACUGAUACAACUUCAGCAGCUACUGCUACAUGCCUUGAGGAUGGAGGAGCAUCACAACUCCACCAUUGAAUCUUUUCUGGAGUAGAUUAUUAUUAUAUAUUGCUCUUAUUUAUUUUCGUUAUUUGUAACUUCAAGGUUUAAUUAUAUUAAUGCAAAAUUAUGUUUUUUAA
This is a messenger RNA of Gossypium arboreum, 2102 nucleotides long. RefSeq names its product cationic amino acid transporter 1-like. Bases 223 to 2001 code for a protein of 592 amino acids. Gene Ontology annotation, cellular component: plasma membrane. The record is from RefSeq and is a predicted model, not a curated record. Gene Ontology annotation, biological process: transmembrane transport; amino acid transport. Gene Ontology annotation, molecular function: L-lysine transmembrane transporter activity; L-glutamate transmembrane transporter activity. Lineage: Eukaryota; Viridiplantae; Streptophyta; Magnoliopsida; Malvales; Malvaceae. The transcript has 3 exons.